UUGGGGAUGAUUCCAGUCGUGAACUUGGCCAGCUGUUUAUUCCGAAGAAAUAUUGAAGAUAUUAUUUUUCAAGAUAAUUCUCUUCACAUCAAGUUAUCUUAGAACUUUAUUGUCAGAAAGAGAGUUUAAUUGCGAUCCAAUGCAUCCCGGUGUGUGAAAAUGUGAGCCUGCUCAGUUAAAUUGGCAUGAUGGGGACGAGAUACGCAUCAUAUAGUCUAAAACUCGCUAGUCUACACGACGCUUAUCAACGGUUACUUUAUGGAACUCAACCGAUACCUUCUGGUUUAGAUAUCGCAAAUAUAUUGAAAUAUUUUUCUCAAACUUUACUAUGUCUGUUAAAAGAAUCAUCCGUAUCGCCAUUCGAUAUGAUCAAAUCGCAACAACUCGAUGGAGAACGAAUGGCUUUGUUCCCAAAUUUGGAUUACAAGCAGCUUUAUAAUGCAUUGACGCAGAUGAUCGACGUUACACCGUUGAUCCACAUUGGCCUGCCAGCAUUUGGGAAAGCCUUGCUGCAAUGUCUAGCAUGUAUGCUGCUGUUCUUGGAUCACGAUCUAAUCGACAAUUUAUCGUACUUAACUGCCAGUACGAUAUCAGUACUUCCAGUGGAGCUGCACGAAGAAAUUGUCAAUUAUCUCUGUUUUUACAUUUUACCGUUCACCAUCACAAGGAAACCUGAAAUUGGAGACGAAAGUGCCGCUAGUCAAUCGGUGGCUGCUGUUAUAAUGAUGGUGUUUCAGUAUUCUAAUAAUCCAGCGCAUCACUGUCAAUUGCUGGAGUGUUUAAUGGCCCUGAAACCAGGAGUAGUGAAAGACAUUCUUUGCGUUAUUGCUUACGGCACCGCGUCAGCAAGAGCGUCAGCUGCGAAAUUGCUGUUUUAUUAUUGGCCUUCGUUUAAUCCAAAUUUAUUCGAUCGUCGUGCGGUGUUAGUGAAAUUUGCUAACGAUUUCACCCCGUUCGUAUGUCAACGAGAUAGCUGUCCGAAUGCCGGCAAUGCGGAAGCUGCAAAAGUCUGUUACAAUCACGACAUUUCAAUCACGUAUGCUGUUGAAUCUCCGCCUCCUCUUUAUCUUUGCAUCGAAUGCGCAAAUGAGAUUCAUCGGGAGCACCCAAAUCAAAUGUUUUAUGACAUUUUGCAUCCAAUGCAACAGGUGUCCAUGGUUUGCGAGAACAAGAAUUGUAGAGGGACGGAUAAAUCAGCUAUUAGUGUUUGCUUUUCGACAGAAUGCGCAAGUUACAAUGGAAAUCAUCCUAUACGAUAUUGUCAGCAAUGUCACAGUAUUCGUCAUAACAAUCGCCGUGGCGGUGAUCACGUUUAUCACAUGGCGCUUCCGCACAUUUCGCAGCUGGACCCGCAAGCGCAAACUUACAUGGUUCAAGCGAUUGUCAGUUUGCUCAGAGAAGCUGAACCGAUAAGUAUCGAUAGCAAUCGGGACACAGAUAUAAGUGCUAGUACUAGCAAUAAGGGUGGCAUAGGAUUCGUAGGAAGUACCAGUGGUGCAAGUAGUACCGGUGCUGGAGGUAUCGGGAGUACAUUCGGUCAUUGCGACCCUACAAGCUUAGAGGAACGACAGCUCCUCGGCAGAUACGGCGUAUGGCUGCUAGUGGGACUUUGUACCCCUAACGAAGAUACCCCGGUUGAAAUACUGGGCCGUUUAUUAUCAAUGUUAUUUCAUUGGUUUCAUGUCACUGCCUACUGUUUCGAUGGCCAGGCGGAAAGCGCGCUUGAGAAGUUAAAAACGGAGUACGUUUGCGACUGGCUCUCGGAAGUUAUGAAAACGCACUAUGAAGUAUUCAUUUCCUGUCUUCUACCACAUCCUGCGGAUUACGUCAGGGUUGGAGGUCAUUGGGAAACCUUGGCUUCUCGGACAUCGCAUUUAAAAGACGGACUACAUCGGCUGUUUUGUCUGGUACCGUACGAAGUGAUUACGCCUGACGUAUGGGAUUACGUGAUGCCGCACUGGAUGGAAGCAGUGGUAAAUGACGUUCCAGAAAAUGAACUUCAGGAGCUGAAGAUAAUAUUGAGCAAGAUCUUGGAUCGGGACAUGAAUUCUUUAGGAUUUGACGUGAAGAAAAUGUAUAACUUUAUAGCAAAACGAUUCGUCAAUACGAGUGCUAAAGUGCAAGAACAGGCCCUUCACUGGUUGCAAACGCUUACCAUGUUGGAAAUAACAUUACCCUUGGAUCAACUAUUUUCAAUAUUUAGCGAUGGAGUAGCCGUUAUGCAGUCGAUGAACUCGGCAGAGUCAGAAUUAAAUCUAAGCAAGUCUACGAAGGAAGAUGAUGUAAACAUUACAUGUCCCAUAGUGGAAAAUGAUUCGGGGAAAUCAACACCACUUUCCGAUGAUGUAGUACCAACACCGAGACACAACGAAUUUAUGACGAACGCAGAACUUAAUUUAUCUUGUUGUAUUCUUAUGCUUGACAUACUAUUGAAACAGAUGGAACUUCAAAAUGUAGACAAGCAUACCGGAAUUAAUACACGGGUCUGUCGAGAUGCUUGCCAUUUAAUGAAGUCCAUAGUUGCAUCUAACUGGAACAACUCUCACGUCUGCGAUAAUACUUCGGACAUCGAAUGCUCUUAUUGCGAGUCAAGGGUAAUCUGGCACCAACUAUGUCUACAAUUGAUUACUUACAUGGCACCAGAAAAUCCGGCGUAUCCUCCCGAUACAAUUGUGGAUGAAAAUGCGGAUGAUAACGCUCGCAAAAGUUCCCCGGAAACAACAAAGAAGGGUGAUUCGAAACCAGAUGUGGUCAUCAACAUGCCAGUACCAGAAAUGCAUUCUGUCGGCGGAGUCUUAGUUCAUAUGCCACACUUCUUCGAACAGAUUAUGACAGCGACAGUAGAGACAGUUUCGGAACAGCUGGAUCUCGCAGCUAUCAUGCCAACGGAGAAGAUUAUGUCUGCAGUCGCGAGAACGGUUACACUAUCAGAAACAGACGUCGCUACCGCAACAGUGAGCGUGGCAAAACCACAUCUGAUAGGUGAAAACGAUGAACCUGUGAGUUUAAGUCCGGAAGCUGAUUCGGAUGACUUUUGGCAUACCUCCGUAGGGAAGUUUCGUUUUACAAUAGAAGAACUACCGGAACAACUUCAAUAUAUUCAUAAAUUACUGAAGGAGAUAAUGACGAUCGACAAACCGGACAUUCUUUACUAUAUGCUGCAGUGUUUGAAUGUAAUGUGCUUGUAUGGUGACGCGUUUAAUACCGCGGUGAAGGAUCAUCAAGGAUUCUUCAUAUGGUGCCAAGAGAAUUUAUUAAUAAAAAACUUAUGGGAACUUCUAAACGCAGAGCAUUCGCAUAUAGCCCAAGUGACCGUUCCGUUGUUAUUGCAUUGUGUAACAUUACCCUGCGGCACCGACACUUUCUGGCGGCUUGUACAAGAAGAAUUUCACAAUUCCGAUUGGCGCGUUAGAUUCGUCGCGGUCGAACGCGUUACGUUAAUCGCGAGAUUUAUGGAUUCAACGCCAUUGCGAAAUAUACUAAGUCUUCAAGCUGCAUUAGCAAAUGCGUUCUGUUAUUUAAUAACAAGUAUGGACGAUAAUAAUGUAUACGUUGCGCAGCGUGCUACCUUGUACCUCGGUACUAUUCAUGAUACAGCAAUUAGGUCGUUAAUUUUAUGCCUGGAAACACAAUUUGAUUCCGUAAUAGUGGACCGGCCAAUGGUAUUGCAAUCGCUUUAUCAACUACACAAUAGUCUUAGCGAUCGACGUAUCUUAACGUGGGAAUUUUUCUUGAAUCGAUUUGAUACGUUAUUUCUUGAAGCUCAAAUCAACUUGGAGAAAUCAGGGGAUGUGACUUAUUUGCGCGAUUUAAAAAAUACAGAUAUGAAUAGCGAGGUAUUCAUGAAGAAAUUACAUCGCGCACAUGAAGCAUUAUCUCAGUCUGAUGGUAGCGGAACAAGUUCCGUAAAAACGCUGAGUGCGAGUUUUGGGACAAAAUGGCCUUACAAGCGAACGAUGUCGGCACCCGCGUCGAUGAUACCCCGACAAGACACUAAGCAAGAAAAGGAAAAGGUGUACAGCCGACAGUAUUCCGCGCCGAUCUUGAAAAGGAAGAGCUCGAGAUUCGGACUGGAUGGUCACAUACAUUCAUUGAACAUGGUCGACGAAGCUAGUACGCUACCAGGAUAUACUCACAAAAUCGUGGAUCUUGAAGAAGCAGAUAAAGAAACUAUGCAUCUACUAGUCUUCCUCUUAAUGCAAUUUCUAUCCAGACAGGAUGAGGCCUAUCCGACGGAUGAGAAACCAAUGUCGAAAACACAGGGUAUAGUCUUGCGGCACUUAUAUCUUCUGUUGGGAUACAAUCAGACUGAACGCUCUUUCCAUACCACUCCGCAACGAUUAAGGUUGUCACCAGCGUUUAACGUCUUCAUUGCUAAUUUGCCACAACUAUUAGACCAGAAUCAUAUAAUGGGCUGGCUGAUGACGCCACCAGUUUUGGCGAUAUUACAAUAUUGCCCUUGCCCUCCGCAAUCUGCACCUCCAACUGAUCAUCAACCACCGAACUACAGUCUUUGGUAUUUAGAGCCACACAUCAGGCGGUCCUGGUUGAUGUCUUUGCUUGUUAUUCUAUACAAGUGUCAGUAUGGGCAACAACCAUGGUGUAAUCAGCUUCAAGCAUUAGUGAAGAUAGUUUUGAAUACGCUCAAUACUCAGCAUCAUCAAUGCAGAAGAAUACCAGCGACUAUAGUUAUGGGUGCACCGCCUUCGAGAUCUCGCGAUGUAUCUCAACCCUCACUCGGAGUAGAACAUGAAUUGACAACGAACACGGUGGGAGAAAUAGACACAGAAACUCCGCCGAUGCGCGCACCAAUUUCGGUACAUCAACGCAGUCCUGGAGGGAUGCACGGACAAAUGGAAACUCAUUGGGAAGAGAAUAAUAGUCCAGCGUGUCGUUAUUUCAACAAACAUUUUACUAGUUCGAUCAAUGCGGAUGAUACGGAGUCCGAGCUGGCAGCGAUUCCUGAGAGUCCAAAAUCUGACAGCACCUUACAUGGCAGCAGUGGAGGAUCUCUUGGAGAACUAGAAGAAUCGGUUCCCAGAAACGCAUUUCUUCAAGAACCACGUAUGUCGAUUGUGUUGGAGGGGACGGCUGAACCGAACAAUCAAAAUAUUAAUAAGUCAAAGGCAGAAUCCGUGACGAAGCCUAUAUGGUUUUUAGGCGGAAAUGAAGAUGAAGUUAAUCAAGGAAGUAAAAGCGGCCCUCAAAAGAAAUGGAGCGUAUAUGAAGGAGUGAAAAUGAUGGUAACGAGCACAUUUCUCGCUGGACAACAGGAGCCUCCAAAAUUCUUGCCUAAACCAGUUAUGUCGACUAAAAACGGCAAAGGACGUUUACCUUACAACGGAGACAUGUCGAAAACAUACGAUUUAUCAAGCGCUUUAGCACUUGCUACCAGCAUAUCUCAUAUUCAAAAACCUGAGUUACCAAAAAUAAAGGCUAAAGAGACAGAAAAGAAUAAGGAAAAGGAGAAAGAGAAAGAAACGGAAAAGGAGACGGAAAUGGAGGAGAAGAAACAAAAAGAAAAAGAGAAAGAAAAAGCGGUCGUUAAAACCGUCGAAGCUAUCAAUUACAUUGAACCUCUGAACGCUAAACAUUUAGGUAGACAGAAACAUGUGGAACAGAUCACAAUUACAGCGACAUCGCCGAUUUCACCUUGUCAAGUAAUUACAGUGACGAACAGCGAUAAUUCGAGUUCACCGGCACUGAGUUCUUCUAUAUCAUCGCAAGUCAUAAGUACAGAGAAUGGACAGCAAACAGGUGAUCCUCCUACUGGUCCGCAACCUUUAAUGACUACUCCGACCGUUGAACGAUUGCUUCCCAUUGGGACAAUAGCUCGAGCAACUGGAUCACGAGCUGCGCAACGUGUAUUAAAAUGCGAAGAUACAUAUGGUUCUCCAGAAUCACCAUUGUCAAAAAUGGACAUUUUGACAGUCAGUUCCUCAUUUGAGCAAGACAGUGAAACUUGUAUGUCCAGCGAUAUUACGAGUCCGCAUAGCGUUUCCCAGCUGGAAUUUCCAACGCCGGAACGAUUACUGCCGGUCGGGCCUCAAAGAGAUUUCCCCAGCUUAGUCGAUCGCGUACGUCAAGCUCUCGAUAUUUCAGAUGUCGAAGAUAUAAAUAAAUCGAACGAAGAUGCAAAACGUGAUACAAUAUUCUCGAAGCAGGAUAGUGGAACAUCUGAUAAUAUGUCAAUAUCACUUGUACCGACGUGCAAUGAAAUUAAUUCGAGUAGAUCGCCAAGUCCGAGAAGGCUAAUUAAACAGGUAGCUUUGGAAUCAUCCCCUCCUGCGAUCGAUCUUGGAGAUUUCGUCUCGAAAAUAGCAGAUCAUGAUCAGAAAAUUAAGUCGAAGGAUCAAUUUCGAAUUCAACGUGAUAGAGCACGGAAGAUCACCGCUAUAACGGAUCAAGAUAUGAUUAUUCACGCGAGACGAAUGGAAUCCUGGUCUGGCCCACAAGUCCAACAAAACUUGGACUUUGUCUCUCAACAAGCGUAUCAUGCGGAUUUUAAUUUAAAGCAAAGUUUAUUUCGCAUCGGCGAUGAUUGCGUUUACGAUAGGUGUUCAGAGUGUGGAACAAUAAGAGAAGAAUAUUCCGAUGAAGAACUUGGAUUGUGUAUAAUAACUUUGGGUACGUUCAUUCAUCGAGAACCAUCCCUAGCAGCACCGUUAUUACCAGAAAUACUCGGCGUGGUGACCAAGGUUUCUCUUAAUACAAUGUAUCCCUGGCAAAGUGAAACAAAUAUGCACCUUCCAGGUGGUGCGGUUAGCGUAGCGCACCAAUUUCUCAGAUGCGUUCUUCACCAAUUAGCACCUAAUGGAGUAUUUAUGCAAAUGUUUCAGACUCAUUUGAAUGAAACGACAAGGUUGCAGUUUUUCAAAAGUGUUGCGCAAGCCUUGGUCGAUUUUAACGAGUUAAAUCCAAUCGCGCCAUUGCAGUUAUUGCUUGAGACAUUAAACAUGAAAAAAUCAUUGCCCUUGGAACGGCUGCCAAUAAUAUUAUAUAAUAUUGCGUGUUACUUGGAUUGUUUGCCAUUGGAAGCAGGAUUGGGUCCUGCUGCGGCUACAUGGAGUGGAUUAUUGACACAGUUUGAUGGAUUAUUUCGAAGACUCGUUCUUAUGCUUCCUUCCAUUGAAGACAUUACUCCUCUCUUACGAAUUAUGAUUUCAAUAUUAAAGGUUCCGGGAAUUCAACAAUCAAAGGGAAUGCUGGAUCCAUUCUCCAAAGUAUUAAGUUACGCUAUACAAAACUCAACAUUGCAAUAUAGUUAUUUAACAGACUUGUGCUAUUUAUGCCAUAGAGGAUUUACUCGUGAUCGUGACAAACACUUUUUUGGAAGAACGAUUGUAUUCGAAUUAAUUCAGGCCAUUAAAUUUAAAAUUACAAUACCAGACUCCAACUUUUUAUUAUUGCUUCAAUUUGUGCUCCAAGAUAUUGGAGGAUCCUUGCCUAAUAGUGUAGCGAUGGAAAAUAAUAUUCAGACAGAUAUGUCGCCGAUCUACAAUACAAAUGCCUCUGAAUCUUUAAAGAAUCAGUUAUCGGAUGUUCUCGAAUUUUUAACUGACUUUCAUACUUUAAGUAAAAUCAAGAGUUAUAGCAAAGGUAUGCAAGCAGGAUUAAACGAAGACACGAUAGGCGGGAUGUUGAAGUGUGGCCUUGCUCAAUACGUAGCUUUAGAAAUUACGAGAGGCAACAAUAGAGAGAACAGAGCCGUAGCACGUUACUUACCGUGGUUAUACACCGCGCCGUCUAUACAACAAGGAGCUCGUGAAUACGUCGAUUGUAUUGGCCACAUCAGACUCUUAUCCUGGUUGUUACUAGGAUCACUUACACAUAUAGCAAUGAAUACUAGUAACAAUAACAGUCAUUCUCAUUCAACGGUACCGUUGGCGCAACCGAUACCUCAAGAAGUAUCUUGCCACAUCGCAGAUCACAUACAAGUCAUUUUCUCGGGGUUUCCAGAACAAUCGAAAACCUCGGUCCUUCACAUGUCCUCGCUCUUCCACGCGUUCAUUCUUUGCCAACUUUGGACAAUGUAUUUGGAAGAAAUGUCGAAGAAUAAUGCAACAAACAGCGAGAGUCACAAUGUCACCAUGAAUAUCUUGUUAGAAUUUUGGGGCAAGAUAACGCCAUGCAUUUUGCAACUCGUUUCUUAUUCGAAAGCUCUCUCUGAAAUGCUUAACUUGCAUUUCUUAAGCUUAUUAGAGGCCUUAUUAGAAUGCGGAUCGAUCUUGUUGAGCAAAUUACUACCUCUAUGGAAUGCUAUAUUAUUUUCUCAUCAUGUUCAACUACCAGGACAUUUACAAAUGCGGUUGCAAAAUUGCCGCGAUUUCCCACCGAAUAAAAUGGCGGAAAAUUUCGUUUCUAAUCGAAGAGAAUCAAACGCGAUACUCUUACGAUGGUUACAUCGUUUACAGUUUAAGAUGGGCCAAAUAGAAAUGCAAUCUUCUACCGCCACGCAAUUCUAUUCUAUUUAAAAGAAAGUAAAGGGAACUUAAAAUGAGCUUUACGAUAUUUUACUUCAUAGAAGAUUUCAUAUGAAUCAAUA
Molecule: messenger RNA, 8545 nt
Organism: Cyphomyrmex costatus
Lineage: Eukaryota; Metazoa; Arthropoda; Insecta; Hymenoptera; Formicidae
Gene: unc79
Product: UNC-79 domain-containing protein
Exons: 47
Coding region: 186-8474 (2762 amino acids)
Molecular function (GO): protein binding
Source: RefSeq, a predicted model, not a curated record